This is a messenger RNA of Lingula anatina, 383 nucleotides long. RefSeq lists its product as uncharacterized. NCBI's taxonomy places the organism in Eukaryota, Metazoa, Brachiopoda, Lingulata, Lingulida, Lingulidae. The record is from RefSeq and is a predicted model, not a curated record.
GCGAUACCCGGAUGACAGCUCUAGCAGCAUGCGGUCUGGGAUUUGGAACACAGUGUCUGAACGCCGAGAAACGACUGGAGAACAAGGUGUGUCAGGGUGUUGUCAGCGAUGGUGCCGCGAUCGCCCUCGUUGUCUUCGGUGGACUGGCCACCAUUCCUUUGUGGGGUUUAUUCUGUUGGGCAUACCACUUCAAAGCUGAAGACUCCCAGGAGACUUCAUCCCGGGCAGAGGACCCACCAACUCACGCCGUUGUAGGUCAGAUCUACGUAAUUAGACACGUCGCCAUUGAAAAAAUAGGUGUUAGGAAUACAAACAACGUAUAGAAGGUUUUGCUAUUGUACGUCGGAUCGACUAAUGCCAUUGUACGUCGGAUCGAGUGCGGA